AUGAGAUCAAGCUUAGCUCUUCGUUUAAGAAAUUCCAUUGAUAAUACUCAAAUAUAUCGUGAUAGCAAAUACUCUGUGCAUGUAAAUACCUAACAUCCUGUCCUAAGUCCUAGAAAGUCAGUUGAUAAGACUACCAUUCAUUAGAUAUAUAAAGUAACUUAACCACAUCAAAACAAAAAUAAAACAAUAAAAUUCAACAGGGACGUGAGUGGAUAUAACAUAAACUACAACAGUUCAGUUGAUGUAAGUAUGGAAGAAUUGAAGAAAAUAAAAACAUUAGAAAAAAGUUUAUAUUACAUUUAAGAGAAUCGAUAAAUGGCGGAUAAUAAAAUCUAUAUAGGAAAAGCUCUUAAAGAGGUUCUGUAAAUAUUAUAACUAUUCUUCUUAGAACCCUAUAUAGAAUAGCUAUAAUUUAGAAAAAUAACCGAAAAGAUAUUCUCUUCCAGUUUUGACCAAGAAACAAUCACCAUAGCAUAAUAACUCUGAUAAAAUCAAAGUACCUAUGUUGCCAGUGAUCUCUGAAAAUGCAAAUGCAAAAUAAAAUAACUUUAGCAUCGAAAAAUGUUUAGAAGACCUUAACAAAAUAAAAAGUGGUGGGUAGAAAGAGCAUCCAUAAUCAACUGAAAGAAUUUUAGACUUAUUAUUACUAAACACUUGUGAUCUAAAAAAGGUUUUUAGAAAUUAGAACCAAAAGAACAAAAGAAAGAUAAUUGUGUAAAGUAAAGUGCCGUAGGACUUUUUCAAUAUCUUAAAAAACUUCUGA
Molecule: messenger RNA, 763 nt
Organism: Paramecium octaurelia
Lineage: Eukaryota; Ciliophora; Oligohymenophorea; Peniculida; Parameciidae
Source: the annotation of a GenBank genome assembly